AUGAAGGUCUCAAUCACCGCCAGCCUCGGCCUCUUCGCCGCCACCGUCCUCGCCCACGGCGAGCACGGCUCCCCGGAGGUUCCUGCCGACGCCGACUGGGCUACGCGCCACAUGGCUGAGGAGCACCACAUCGCCACCUUCGACGCCAGUACCUUCUUCACCCUGCAUGACUACGACAGCACCGGCAAGUGGUCGCCCGACGACGUCCGCAAGACCUAUGGUCUCCUCGACGAGAGCGCCGCCACAAUCCCGCAAUCGAAGAAGGACGAGGUCGUCAAGAUUGUAUUCCAGUUGUUCGAUAAGGAUGACAGUGGCGAUAUCAGCAAGGAAGAAUACGUUGAGGCGACCAAUAACGGCGUGAAGCUGCCCGACUUUGGCACCGGGCCUGGUCACCAUGGCGACGACGAAUACGAAUAUGAAAUCCACCAUUUUGAGAAGUACCACAGUGGAGAUGAUGUCAAGGAAGAGGAUUUGAUUCACCCGGAGGAUAUUGAGCAUUUCGCGAAGCACGACCGUCUCGAUGCGGAACAAGAAAGAUUGGAGGCUCAGGAGAAGAUGAGCAUAGUCGAGGCAAACAUCCCUGCAAAGUUUCGCCGGAACAACUAG
This is a messenger RNA of Lasiodiplodia theobromae, 606 nucleotides long. Its product is annotated as putative calcium-binding protein. Gene Ontology annotation, molecular function: calcium ion binding. NCBI's taxonomy places the organism in Eukaryota, Fungi, Ascomycota, Dothideomycetes, Botryosphaeriales, Botryosphaeriaceae. Gene Ontology annotation, cellular component: extracellular exosome; endoplasmic reticulum-Golgi intermediate compartment. The coding region runs from base 1 to 606 and encodes 201 amino acids. The record is from RefSeq and is a predicted model, not a curated record. The transcript has 4 exons.